Messenger RNA from Anopheles cruzii, 1062 nucleotides. RefSeq lists its product as uncharacterized. The transcript has 3 exons. The record is from RefSeq and is a predicted model, not a curated record. Lineage: Eukaryota; Metazoa; Arthropoda; Insecta; Diptera; Culicidae. Gene Ontology annotation, molecular function: lipase activity. The coding region runs from base 1 to 1062 and encodes 353 amino acids.
AUGCCGCGAUGCAUCUGCGUCGCGAUCGCGCUCACCGUAGGGGUGCUGUUGUUGCAGGUCGAUACCAGUGCUGCCGAUCGGUUCCAGGACAACAUCUUCUUCAACUACUACAACUCGUCCGGUGAUUUGGUGCACGUUUACAACAUUGCGGAAAACAAUACGUACGAGUACGACAGUGACUGCCAUCCCGGCGGGAAGUUCGCCAUCGUGGUGUUCGGCUGGAAGAUUAGCUGUGAUAAGUAUUUCGUCCAGGAUCUCAUCGGCAAUCUGACCAAACACCGCGGCGGCUGCGUGAUGUGUAUGAGCUACGAUCGCUUCGCCCAGUUGGCGACCUACGCGCGCCUGCGCCGCAACUUCAAAGACAUCCACGGAGUGCUGCGGCAGAAGCUGGAUUUUCUGGAAAAAGAAGGCUUCAGCCCGAACGAUGGGUAUCUGUACGGGUUCAGCUUCGGUGCCCAGAUGGUCCUGGCGGCCGCGAAAGACUAUGGAACGCGCAAGCUGAAGCAGAUAGACGUCUGUGAUAUCGUUGGCAAUGGGUUCGACACAUCCGACACUAACGCCCCUAACCACCGGGUGGCGGCCAAGAACGUGCAGUGCAUUCACACGAGCCGUAACUACGGGACGCGUCACCGGUCCAGCUGUCACCAGGAUUGGAUUAUGGGAGACUGCGGGGCCAACCAGCUAGCGGCCCCGCUAUCGGCUUGGGGAUCGCACGGAGUCUGUACGCUGCUGUAUAACAGUGCUUUCGAGCACGAGUUCCUGGCCGGACCGAAACCGGCCAACUGUACGGCGGACUCGGAGUUGCGGACGUGGCCCGUCGGUUUCCGGAUGGGCUACCAGGAGACACCAGACCCGAAUGUCCGAGGACAGCUAUUCUCGCCCACCUUCGCCGAGUACCCGUUCAACGUGAACGUUACCGCGGCCGACACGAAUAGCACUUUCAACACAGGGCCAACGAUCUCCGACAACGACAUCGAACAACAGAGCGUCCAGCUUCGUUCGGUCCAAUCGGACGGUUUUCCGCUGGACGCCGUAGAUCUCGAUUCGAGUGAAAACGCCUAA